Messenger RNA from Contarinia nasturtii (swede midge), 4785 nucleotides. It is a transcript of the gene atk, whose product is annotated as protein artichoke. The transcript has 4 exons. The coding region runs from base 1 to 4785 and encodes 1594 amino acids. Gene Ontology annotation, molecular function: protein binding. Lineage: Eukaryota; Metazoa; Arthropoda; Insecta; Diptera; Cecidomyiidae. The record is from RefSeq and is a predicted model, not a curated record.
AUGGAUUACACAUUUAAAUUAAUAUCAGUGUUCGUCUUGGUGAUAUGUAUUUAUUUAUGUGAUGUGCGUGGCGACGAACAAACGUUGUGUCCACCGCAGAAGCUCAUUUUACCAUGUCGUUGUGCGCAAAAGUCUAACGAAAUUCAAUUAUGGUGUUCACACAGCGAUUUACCUCGUGUUUUGAAUGGCAUGAAAGCAGCUGCCAAAUUUAUCGAUCGCCCCAUCGAUGAGUUGAUUUUAGAAAAUAAUCAAUUGCCGUCGUUGCCAAGCCGAUUUUUCUCGCCGUUACGCAUUGUUCGGCUUAUGCUACGAAAUAAUGGUGUUGAACGUUUGGCCACCGGAUGGUUAAAUGAUUUGGAAUCAAGUUUGGUGGAAAUUUUCAUAGUCGAACGUACACUACGCAGUUUACCAUUCGAUAGUUUGGUUGAGUGUAAAAAAUUGCAGGCGGUCACAAUUCAAAGCAAUCAUUUAAAACGGGCACCAUCAUUUAUGGGACUAUUCAAUUUGCGAUAUAUUAAAAUUGAGGGCAGCGAACUGAUGGAAUUGCCACCGUAUGGAUUUGUUGAAUUGCAUUCAUUAGAGAAUGUUUACAUUGGCAGUAGCCCAAAACUGAAUCGUCUCGAAGCGGGAGUUUUUAAAAAUUUGGAUCUAUUGAAUACGCUAAAUGUGAAUGGCAAUGGAAUAAGUUGGAUUCAUUUGCGCGCAUUCACCAAUUUGCCGACAGUCAAAACGAUCGACUUAAGUCGCAAUGAAAUUUCAGAUGCUGGAAUGAUUGGUCGUGCAAUUAAAGAUCUUCCCAAACUUGAAAUUUUAAAACUUGAUCAUAAUUUUAUAUCAACAUUGUCUGAAGGUACAUUCGUUGAUUUGGCGUACAUAAAAGAAUUGUACUUAAAUGAUAAUUCAAUUGCUGAAAUUCAUCAUGGUGCAUUCCAUAAAACGCCAAGAUUGAAAUUGUUACAUUUGGAAAAUAACUUUUUGCGGCGUGUGCACCCGGAAUCAUUUUUACAAACAUCGGGCAGUGGUGUUGAAUAUUUGCACUUGCAGUACAAUGAAAUUUCAAGCAUAGAUGAAGUAAAAUCACUGUUGGACGCAUUGCCGAUGUUAAAAUUCUUGGAUUUGAGCUAUAAUAAGUUGGAAAUCAUUCCAUUUGGAUCGCUAAGAGGUCACGGAUCAUUGGAACAACUUUGCUUGGAUCACAAUUACAUCAGCCGUAUUGAACGUGAUGCAUUCAUGGCAAUGCCCGGUUUGCGUGAACUUCGAUUGAAAAAUAAUAGUUUGACCGAGAAUACACCGUUACCAUUUUGGAAUUUACCCGGUUUAAAAGGGUUGGAUUUAUCGGAGAAUAAAAUAUCAAUACUAAAUGAUACGCUGCUCAUUGGUUUGCCGUCAUUACGUCGACUCGAUUUGAGUAACAAUGAACUGAUUGAAAUUGAUGCGCAUAGUUUUACAAACAAUUUAUUUCUGGAAACAAUCAACAUUUCGAUGAACAAUUUGAUUGAAUUGCAUCCGGCAACAUUUCGAAUUUUGAACCGUCUAUUCGAAAUUGAUGCGAGUUACAAUGAACUGAAAGAAAUUAUCCCGGGCCUACCGCGUAUUGUCGAACGCAUCAAUGUUGAAGGAAAUAAAAUUACCAUGUUACCAAGUACAUCAACAAAAUUACUCGAUCUACCGAAUUUGCGUAUGCUUAACCUGGGCGCAAAUUUACUGAAUAAAAUACCGAAAAAUGCAUUCAGCACAUUGUAUCAAUUACGAAGUUUAAGUCUUGCACAAAAUCGACUGCGUACGAUAGACGAGCACAGUUUUGCCGGCCUAACCCGUUUGGAAACAUUAAAUUUACAAGAUAAUGGAUUGGUUGCAUUGCAUGAGCGAGGAUUUUCACCGAUGAAAGAUUUACGCGACUUGAGUGUCGAAGGUAAUCGAUUAGAGAUUUUGCUUGAAUGCAUUUCGGAAAAUGAACGAUUGGAACGAUUUGAUGCGUCACGAAAUAAUAUCAUGGAAAUAGCACCAAAUACAUUUGCCAGAGCUAGACAAUUGCAAACACUUGAUCUAUCGCAUAACGCUCUUAAGCAAUUGCCACAAAGUUUGGCCACUUUAACCGAACUACGCGACGUUGAUAUUAGUUUCAAUCGUUUGACAAUGCUUCCCUUCGAAAUUAUAACAGCAUGGCGUAAAAUUGAAAUACUCAAAGCGUCCGAUAAUAAAGUGACGGAAUUGCCGAAAAACACAUUCACCGAUCUACCGAAAUUACAGUAUUUGGAUUUGUCAAGCAAUGAAUUGAAAAUCAUUGAUUCGGGAUCGGUGAAAAAUCUACCGGAAUUGGAAGAACUUGUACUUGCUGAUAAUCAAUUGGCCGAAAUUGGUGAGCGGUCGUUUGAAGAUUUACCAGAUUUACAAGCAUUGCAUUUGCAAAACAAUUUCCUUCGAUACAUUUCGCCAAAGAGUUUUUAUCGCACAAAUUCCAUCGUAUACUUAAAUUUGUCGUACAAUAAUUUUGAAAAUAUGGAGCACAUGGGUUUGAGUAGCGUUCGAAAUUUGGAAGUUCUCGAUUUGUCUGGAAAUAAAGUGCGUCGCAUCGCAACGAAUCCAUUGAGGAAUUUAGAUUGGCUGGUUGAGUUAAAAAUGGACGACAAUCAUAUUUGCAAAGUGCAAGGUGAACCAUUUUCAUCGAUGCCCCGACUUAAAGUAUUAACUAUGCGAAAUAAUCGAAUGGUGUCUGUCACAGAGCCAACGUUCAGGCAUUUGCGAAGCAACCUAGCGGUUCUGGAUUUGGACGGUAAUCCAUUAGAAUGCAGUUGUAAUAUAUUAUGGUUGCGUGCAUGGUAUCAGGAAAGUAAUUCAUAUCCGGGGCCAAGAUGUCGAGAUGGUAAUUUGUUGACAGAUAUGCGUAUUUCGAAGAGUGAUUGCGAUUCUUCGAACGAUAGUCGAAUGAAUCAAGUGUUGCUAACAAACGAGCAUGGUGAUGUUUUCAAACGUCAACUCAAUUUGGAUGAAUGUGACAAUGAGCCGUACAGUGAAACCGAAAAUAUACCCGCAUCACCAAUUGAAAGUGAAUAUUUUUAUGAACAAUUUAUUGAUUAUCCACUGAACGAUUCAGCAACGGAACAAAGUGGUGAUUUGCGUCAGCCCGAUCCGAAUUUAUCUCCAUUUAGUCGAAAUAUGACGCUGAUUCGAAAUGAUACCGUUCUAAAUUACGAGCAACAUAAAUUGCAACAAUUGCAUAAUAAAAAUAACAACGGCGGUUCUGCGUUCACAUUUUUCGGUAUGCCAUUGCCGAGCUUAAGUAAUCUAUGGGGUGGCGGAAAUACAGCAAGAAAAUCAACAUCACGUGCUGAUAUUGAUGCGAAUGGAAAAUCACGUUUGAGACAUUUUCGUCCUCGACCUGGUGAAAUUGUUGAAAGUUUUCAAUUUUCGAACAAUAUACAUUUGCCGACCCCAGUACCACCUUCACUGUCACAACCACAGAAACCAACACCUCCAACGCUGAACGAAGAUAAAGAGCCGACAAACAUUCAUCCACCGCCUCCGCCGCCAAUUUUAAGCGGUGAAUUUAUACCGCCAAAUUCAAAUGGAUAUUAUGCAUAUUCGGAUCCAAGAGUCGAAAAAGGUGGAUUUAUUCCAAUGUUGCCAGGUCGAAAGGGCUUCACGCCAAUUCAAAAUCCAUACCCAAAUGACACCGAAACGGAUGAUGUUCAUGAAACCGUUAGCACCGAAUUGAGGCCAAAUGUUAAUUUGGAAUUUGAUGAUAGUUUCGAUGAUGUCACUGAUAAUAAAUAUCCGGUUCUUGUUCCGACUGUGAGUGCUGACCGACCAAUUCAAAAUACACCAUCACAAUCAUUUAAUGUUUCAUCAUUGAAAAAGGGUGAAAUCACUGCACCGACAAAAAGUUCGAAUGGCAUAUUAUUAAUACGAUCAACUCCUUCGCCCAUCACGUCUGCAAUAAUAACAUCAACAACAACACGACGAACAGUUACGGAACUAAAUGCCGAUCGUAAUUUACACGAAAUCGAUAGAAAUGGUCUUGAAAAUGAGCAAACUACAAAUAAUAUUCAAAAAAUUUAUAAUAAUAGCAAAAUUCCAAAAACAUCGAAUUUACUGUCGAAUGGUGUCGCUUCGACCACGCCAUAUUAUCCGAUAUUUAUGACGAAUUCAAGCGAUAUUAUAAAUUUAUCAAAAAAUCGGGCAUCAGUAAAUGGAACAUCCGGAAUUGCAGCAGGUAGUGCACUAUCAGCACUUGUGGCACCUGGAGCUCAACAGGGCAUUCACCGUACUGCUCCCGGACGAUCAAGUAUUACAAAAGUAUUUAAUAAUACGAGUUUUGCGCCAACGUCAAUUCCUCAAAUGCAAUCCACCACAAUGAUACCCACCUCGACACCAAGCACAAGCACUACAACCAUCUCUACUAGCACCUCUUUUAUGACGACAACAACGAAAACAACAAAAACAACAACAAUUACGACAACAAAACAUCCAAUUGCACAAAAAUUACCCACAGCCGAAGAGUAUUUGCGAACAACAUCGCAAGAUAACAGUAUCAGAGAGAAUACAACACCAAACAUUCAUCCAAACAAAACACCAAUAACAAAUGAUCUUGAAGAUCAGGCGACACAAUACAAGGGCGAUAUGAACUGGUAUUACAGCAAUUAUAAUCGUAGCACUUGGAAAGAGCCACAACUUGAUCCAGGCCUAUAUCGAUUUCGAACAAAUUCGGGAACCAGCUAUUCAACUGCAUCACAUUUUACCAUUAUAAUGUUUACAUUGAUUUUAGCUAAAAAACUUUUAAACUAA